Molecule: messenger RNA, 1131 nt
Organism: Schistocerca nitens (vagrant locust)
Lineage: Eukaryota; Metazoa; Arthropoda; Insecta; Orthoptera; Acrididae
Product: protein enabled homolog
Exons: 6
Coding region: 1-1131 (376 amino acids)
Source: RefSeq, a predicted model, not a curated record
AUGGCGCGCAAGGAUGCUAUGCAGCUGCAGUUGGAGAUCAACUCGGACGAGGAGUGGAACGAUCUGAUCUCCAAGAGCGGUCUCAUAGUGGUGGACGUAUACGGAGAGUGGAGCGGCCCGUGCGCCGCCAUGGUGAACCUACUGCGGAAGAUCAAGAUGGAGAUUGGCGGAGACAUGCUCGUCCUCGCCAUAGGCGGUGGCCUGGUGAACCUCAUGUUCGGGGCGAACGCGCCGCAGCUGCGCAGACUCAUUGUGACCGAGCUCGAGAUUCAGGCGGCCGUGGAGGCGGGAACUGCAAGGAGGCACCCGAUACCGUGGGAUAAACUAACAGAGGAGGAACAGAGGAGAGAGGACAUCCGAGUGGAGGAAGAACAAAGGAAGCAGCAUGAGAAAGAGGAGGCGGAGCGCGCGGCGGCGGCGCGGCGGCUGGCGCGCAUCGGCUGGGCGCUGCACAAGUGCACGGUGCUGGUCUACCUGCCCUUCACCUGGGACGCCAACGAGAACACGCUGCCAGCUCACGACGAGAUCAGCAAGAUACUCGAGGACGACAUGUUCGUGCGCGAGACCAUCAAGAUCGACCUGGACCCCGUCGUCGCCUGCAUGCUGUUCUACGGCGAAGUGCCGGUGAAGGUGAUUCCCCCGCCUGAGGAAGAAGUUGUGGAGGGUGAAGAUGGGGAAGGGGGCGAGGCGGCAGAAUCGCCGUCGCAGCCGCAGCCGCAGCCGAAGCAGAAGGCCCCGGCGCCACCCCCGCCGCCACCCCCGCCGCCCAAGGGGAAGCCCAAGUCGAAGUCGGUGGCCGCGCCGCCGCCGCCGCCCGACGUGCCGGAGGAGGAGCUCGAGAGGUGUCCGCCCCCGGAGCUGGUCGAAGCGCUGGCCGAGGGCAAGACCAUCGUGCACUACGCCGAGGCGCUGUCGCCCGCCGUCGAGGAGGGGCAGCUGCCGCCGCCGCCCGAGGACAUCGUCAAGAAGGUGGCGCGCGCCGUCUACGGCUGCGAGGCGCCCGCCGAGGGGCACGCUCAGCAGAUAGACCCCGAGAGGUACGGCGGCUCCGUGCAGGCCUGCGCCAGAACCGAGCACCCAAGUGGAUCGCCCACUUCUCUCAUCUCUCCUGCAUACACUGCUGCCCAUUAA